AAAAAAACAACCCCAACUUACAGUUCCUCUUCAAUCCACCACCGCUGCUGUUUCCUUCUUCGUCACCGUUAAAACACUUAAAUGAAGCCACCUCUCUAGCUUCCUUUCAUUCAAAAGUUUUUAAAUUCUGAUCACUCCAAUGAAAUUUGAGGAACUUCUGAUGCAGAGGGAAGAGCUCAAUCAGAAGAGACUGGAGCUGGAAGCUGAGGUGGCUCACUUGCAGGAAGUUCUUGAGAAUGAACAGAAACUGAAUACAGUUCUUCAUCGUGUGCUUCACGGGUCCAUUGUGUGUCAUUCAUGCCUUUCUUCUUCUUCUUCUUCGGUUUCUAGUCAGAUACAGAUUCUUAUUGGAGAAAUAGCAAAGGUGGAAGAAGAAAUUAUCUAUUUAGAGAGAAAAGUGGAUGAAAUAAAGCUAAAUCUGCAUCAAGAAAGGAAAUACAAGAAAGAAUGUCAGCAACUGCAGUGGGAACAAAAACUUCAAAGACAGCAGAGAAGAGAAGAAGGAAGCCAUGGACUCAUUGAACAAUCACCAAAUAUGGAAAUAAUUAAUCAAAUUCCAAUCAAUGAAAGGAAUACUUCGCUGCAGUUGGUUGCAGAAUCAAAGAGUUUGCAUUAUAAGAAGAUAUCUGAUAAUGAAGCUGAUGAAAAUACAGACAAGUUCCAACAACCAUACCAAAUCCAAGGAUUCAGAAAUGAAGAAACUUAUAGAGGAGCACCAAAUAAGCUAUCAGAGCAGCUAAUCAAAAUACUGGUCAGCAUUUUUAAGAAACUGAUUGUGCCUCAAGCUCAUCUAGAAUGUGAAGCUACCACAGCUCCAAAGCUCAAUAUAUCUUGCAUAAGAUCUAAAAGCUUUAUGCCCAAGCAUUUAACAAGUAGCAGAGCUCCUAUUAUCUUUCAAGGCACACAAAUACAAGAUCCUUACAGUAUAUUACCUGAUGGUGAUAUUGGACCUUAUAAGAAAUUCAUACAACUAACAAGAAGUACAUUGGAUCUUAAUCGGAUCGUCUUGUGUCUACCAGCCAUUGAAAAACUAAGGUUCUUAAUACAUAAGCUUACUGUAGUGGAGUUGCAUUUCUUGUCUUAUAAGCAAAGGCUACCAUUCUGGAUCAACAUCUAUAAUGCCAGCAUAAUGAAUGCAUUUCUUCAGCACGGUUGGCCAACCUCACCUGGAAAACUACUUAAACUACUGAACAAGGCUGCAUUUAAUGUUGGAGGCAUAGUGCUUAAUGCUCUUGCAAUUGAGCAUUUCAUUCUUCGGUGCUCUUCUGAUGUAAAAAAUGGAACUGUAGAUGAAAAAGAAGCAGAGCUUAGACAUACCUAUGGACUUGGUUACCCAGAACCAAACAUCACAUUUGCACUUUGCAGAGGCAGCUUCUCUUCACCUGCACUGAGAGUGUACACAGCAGACAAUGUGGUAAACGAGCUGGAAAGAGCCAAAGUAGAAUUUUUAGAAGCUUCCAUCUGCAUCACAAGCAAGAAGAAGAUAGUGAUUCCGAAGCUUCUGGAAUGGCACAUGCUUGAUUUUGCGGAUGAUAUAGAAUCGCUUAUAGAAUGGAUAUACAGCCAAUUGCCAAGAUCAACUUCGCUCAAAAGAUCAAUGAUGGAAUGGUUGAGCUCAGAUAAUAGAACUUCAUUGUCAAAAAUGGUAGAAAUUAAGCCUUAUAGUGCAGAGUUUCGUUAUUUAUUGUCAAAUUAUUGAAUAUUUGGUAAAUCACUUUACAUGUAAUGGUGAUGUAUUAAAAUAAAUUUAUUUAUUGAUUUUCAUAUGGAAUUUAAUUGCAUU
Molecule: messenger RNA, 1783 nt
Organism: Dendrobium catenatum
Lineage: Eukaryota; Viridiplantae; Streptophyta; Magnoliopsida; Asparagales; Orchidaceae
Exons: 9
Coding region: 140-1699 (519 amino acids)
Source: RefSeq, a predicted model, not a curated record